AUGGCCACCAGCUCCCAUUGCAGCCAUGAUCCAACCAGCACCAGGCGGAAAUCGAGUGCCAAUUCUACCCACAGUCUAGCCUCGGCCCAUGGACCCAACUUCGUUGCUGGAGAUCUUGCCCAAUACUACGCAACUUACUCCAUCACCAAUGCUCACCUUCUUGAAUUACCCAAGGGCUAUCCUGGACUCAAGUACCCCGACAUCCUUUACCGUCUGUUCCAGAGGGUUGGCGUCAAACUCCUGUCCAUCACUUCCCCCGAAUACGAUCCAGAUACUAGUACCAAUAAUCAUCAAAUUAGGGUAUGUGCCAAGGACAGCAGAACCUUGCUCGCAGCUAUAACCGCACUGAGGGAAAUGGGCCUACCGUUUAAGGAGCUGGACGACAUCAAGCUGUCCGAAAUUCAUUCCUUAGAGGAUACGAUCCAUGCUGUCAACGACUCGGGACGUGCGAGACCAGACGAUAAGGACAACCGUCAACCGCAUAACGGUCAAAUGCCCGACCCUGUCGGAGGGUUCCAAGGACUUCAUAGCAAGGCCCUGACUAAGUCUCAGCAGGCGGUCUCAGAUAAUCCCUGGCUCACAGCUGAUUACGAUGUCUUUACCGGCCGGUCACGUUCUAGGAGCAUUCCUGGGCCAAGUUCCUUCAUGUCCGCAGAGGUUCGCGAGGAACAUGGAAUGACAGUACUGUCACGCCUCUUGAAAUCUAGUAUCAGGUUGAAAUCUCCCCAGCAACUGGAACCCGACUCUCAGCAGAGCUGUGUUAGCAGCACCCAGGGCAUGGAUGACUACCAGGUUCCUCCUCCGACCCCGUCCCCGUCCAAGGCCCUCGGAAUUACGGUUCGAUCUGUUAGCGAUGAAUAUCCAACUAUUGCUAGAUACAUGAAGAUGCACGGCAAGCAUCCCACUGACGAAGGCGCCAGUACCACGGCAGUCAGGGGCAACAAUGAAUGGAAUAGGACGGGACACCCGGAUAGCACUGCCCAGACCAAAGAGAAAUAUUGUGUUCCCCAGCGCCGUAUGAGUGAUCACCGAGGGCGUCCAAUGCUUCGAAUCGAUACGGCUAUCGCUACCACGAACGCACAACCCGCCACCGCGCCAGCCAGGCCCACUGAAUCUCACGCAUCAACAACUUCUCCAGCUGCCACCGUGGUCCAGACGUGGGGGCCUUAUUCCGGUGAAAAGGAAGGCUCUAUGAAUCUGGAUAAUCUCGACGAGGCUAUGUUUCGAGCAUUUGGACAGGGCGGAGGAUACCACCUUGCUGGAGUUCCCGGCACUGGUGGAGUUUCUAGCACUGGUGGAGGAGGAUUUAAGGCAGCUUCUGGUGUUCGCCCCAGCCAGAAUUCGACCUACGCUACGGUCCCAGCUGAAAACCCAGUCGGAGCUGGCUCUUCUGCGACUGGUUCAGCUUUCCCAGUUCGUUUCCAACCGGCCAGCCCUGACCACUCAGCUCAUCAACGUCAACCCAGCUACCGCUAUCCUCCUAACGAACAAGGCAUUCCAGUUUAUUUGAAGGAGAACUACAACCCUCGCUUCGAAACCACCGCAGAUGCCGAACAAGGCUACCGGGGCUAUGGAUACGGCGGAUAUCCCACUCAGUCUCCGGCACGUUUCCCGAGGACUGGAUACCAGGGAGUUGCGCGCCCACCUGUCUCGAGGGGCCUUCCGGUUGAGACAACGAGCGUUUACACCAUUCAGCAGCAACCAGUUCAGACGGAAGUCUACAUGAAGGACUUUGGUGCAGAAGGCAGCUACUCAUAUUAUCUCAAGCCCAUCCCGUUGACGGGUCCACGUUUUAUUAGGUAGCCGGAUCCACUCUGAUAUGACCUGGAGCGGUGCCUAGAUCCUGUUUAUUUGCUUUUGAUGGAGUUUUCCAUCAGUGAUUGACUAUGCGCUGUGUCUUUUCCUUUUCAUGACGAUUGCUUUCUAUGUACACCUACGAUUCAUGCGUUUGAUAUUUCAUUUGAUAGGGGCUCCGGCGUUUGGACUUAUGAGCUCGGCGGAUUUGCGUUUUCUCUCCUUUUUAUUUUUAUUUUUACUUGAUUUGCGAGGGCUGAAAAGCAUUGGGAUGGG
Molecule: messenger RNA, 2070 nt
Organism: Tricharina praecox
Lineage: Eukaryota; Fungi; Ascomycota; Pezizomycetes; Pezizales; Pyronemataceae
Exons: 2
Coding region: 1-1803 (600 amino acids)
Source: RefSeq, a predicted model, not a curated record